CGCCCAUUGCCGCCCUGAAUUACUACCUGGAUGACCUCGACAUCCCCGUCAUGGCGGAUGUCGACCCGUACGCGCUUCCGCCCAAGGACGUCGCCAACCGCCUCUUCCGGUUCUACAUGGAGAGUGUGCAUCCGUCCUUCAAUGUGAUCAGCAAAGUGUUCUUUGUCUCCCAGUAUUCGCAAUUCGUCAUUCAGGGCAAUCGGCAGAUUGAGCCGGGUGACCGGUGGCGAGCCGUCCUGAACAUGAUCUUCGCCAUCGGGAGCCGCUUCUGCCAGUCGGUGUAUGGGAAGAAAGGAGGUGACUACGAUGAUGUGAAGUAUCUGAACCGAGCACGGAAGCUGACCCUGGGCGAGAAUGUCAUCUUCGAGCAUGCCAAUCUCCAGCAGAUCCAGGCGGAGUUCUUGGUGGCGUUCUACUUCCUUUCCAUGUGUCAGGUCAACCGGUCCUUCAAGUUUUCGAGCAUGGCCUUUCGGUCGGCCGUUUCACUGGGUAUAAACCUCCGCCUGGAGAAUAGUGAUACGUCGCGGGCUGCCAAAGAGGCUCGCUGCCGUCUGUGGUGGUCGAUCUAUCUCCUCGAGCAUCUCUUGACGGCCAUCACCGGCCGAGUCUCCUGCGUUGGGGAGGGCCUCAGUGCGACACCACUGCCCAUUCCAUUCGAGGAGGAGGCCUGGAACAGCCCAGAGGUUCGGCCCGUUCUAGAAGACCCGGCUCUGCGGAUGAGCCGUCUCAAGCUCACCAUCCUUCAGAACGAGCUCGAAGCUACCACCACGGCCUCGUGGCUCGCAACCUGUGCGCCCAGUCCGUCCCUCUUCUUCCACCUCCUUGUGGACCUCUGCAGCAUCACGCAGGCGAUCAUCAACAGAGUCUAUAGCAUCCAGGGCUUGCGCGACCGCGCCAGCCAGGUGGAACAGCGCAUUCGCAAAUAUGACAACACCCUGAAAGUCUGGCUCAUGAAAGUCCCGGCGCCGUACCGGUUCACCGUGAGCGACCAGGACGAUACGUUCUAUAUCCCCCCACACCUGCAAAAAUCCCACGAGCGCGAACGGACAUCGCUCGCCAUCAGCUAUUACAGCGCUCGCAUCACACUCUCGCGGCCCUGUCUCACGCGGUCCGGCCUCAAAUCCGGGUCGAUGUCCCCCAACCCGACGCAUGCCUCAUCCUCGGGCCAAAACGCCUCCCACAACUCCUCUACACGGAGCCAGUUCCGCAACGAGAUGGCCCGCAACUGCGUCCGCUCCGCCUGCUCGCUGCUGUCCGUCCUGCCGGACACCCCGGACCUGCCGUGGCUGAUCUCGGUCACCCCCUGGUGGUGCAUCCUGCACUACAUCAUGCAGGCCACGACCGGGCUGCUCCUCCACCUGUCGUGCAGCCCGCCCGUGGUCCCGUCCACCGGCGGCGAGGAGUACGUCGACACCACCACCACCAGCACCACCCCCAACCACCAACCGCCCACGGCGCUCGCCGACAUCCACACCAUGACCCACCAGAUGAAGAAGGCCCUCCGUUGGCUCCACCACCUGUCGUUCACCCACACCGCCGCGCGGCGCGCGUUCCGGCAGUGCCACAGCGUUGUGCAGCGGAUCGCCCCGAGCAUUGGGAUCGAUAUUAGUGAUAUCCCGGACGGGAGAGACCUUCCUGUGGAUGAGGACAUUUUUUCGCAAAAGGAUGAGGACACUUUCGUCCAGAAGGAUGAGGACACUUUCGCGCGGAAUAAUGAGGAAACUUUUGCCCAGAACGACGCGGAGGACUACGAAUCAACCGCCAUGCAGAUCGACGAGGAACCUCCAGCCCUUGAUGUCGACGGUCAAAUCGACGGCCAGAUGGAACAAAUGCUGUGAAUACGACACCAUCGAAGUACUAUUAUGUAGAUAUAUAUAUAUAUAUAUAUAUGUUGUUGAUCAAGUUUACGCGCGGAGUUUAUUCUAAAGCCAAGCAAGCGAAAUGGUGUCUGUCAUUCCAGAGCGAGGCGUACUGAUUUCUUUCUUACUGUUGUGUUCUUGUCACUCUUCCGUUCUUCUGUUUCUAUUCGGUUUUUGUAUAUUAUUUUCGGCUCACCCUGCUUGAAUCCUUGUUUGUUUCUGAGUUUCGUUGGAAUCAACGGCCCAGCUCGAUCAAUCUGUCCCUCCAGCGCAAUUUGUCGCACCGUCUGUACCCUUAACUGGGGCCGAUCUUGACCAAGCCUGUUCUUCACCCGUCUGGCUGGCUCAGUUGUUUUCCUGUUGGCAGGAGCUAGGUAUGGU
Molecule: messenger RNA, 2240 nt
Organism: Aspergillus uvarum CBS 121591
Lineage: Eukaryota; Fungi; Ascomycota; Eurotiomycetes; Eurotiales; Aspergillaceae
Product: fungal specific transcription factor domain-containing protein
Exons: 2
Coding region: 51-1838 (595 amino acids)
Biological process (GO): DNA-templated transcription
Molecular function (GO): zinc ion binding; DNA binding
Source: RefSeq, a predicted model, not a curated record